UUUGAUUGUUGUUCAUUUCUAUAUAAUGGCUUCAGCUAAAUUGCUUGUAUUUUUGUUAAUAUUUAUUUUGCAAAAUGAUACACAAGCUGAAAUAAGUGGGCGUUUGCUAGACGAGAAUCAAGAAAAUAUGGAUUUGGAAGUGACAAAUGCCAAUGGCAAAGAAUUUCCAUCAGUGCCGCAGAAUUCCAUACAGACUCAUCCCAGGAGACACAUGAAAUCAAAACGUCGCAUGAGGAGAAGAUACAAAUGUUAUUCCUGCGAUCCACCUUGCAAAAAUGCAACGCAACACGCUCAUACAUGUCAGGAUGCGCUUCAAUGUUGGAAGUCUCGUACCAGGUAUGGUAUUGGCCAAGAAGAAGUUAAACGUGGCUGCACAACAUCUGUAGAUCAAUUGCCGUUAAUAUGCAAUCAAAAUGCAGUAAAUAAACGACACGCGGGAGUUACAAAUGUCGUUUGCUGUUCAGGUGACUAUUGUAAUGAUGGUGAAUUUCCCGAAUUACCACCUAUUGAAGACAAUGAAGUGAAACGUCUUAGUGCAGACACGAGUGCUACUCUCAUCUGGAUUUUAGCCGCAGUAAUCAUUUUAACUAUAAUAAUUUCAUCAAUAUAUUAUUUACGCGGUAAAUGUCUAAACCAACGAAAACGUAUGUCAGCCUCACGUAUUAAACAAGAUCCUGAAUCAUAUAUGGUUAAUGACGAAUUAUUGCGUGCAACAAGCGCGGGAGAUAGUACAUUAAGAGAGUAUUUACAACAUUCAGUGACUUCAGGUUCCGGUAGCGGUUUGCCACUUUUAGUUCAACGUACCCUAGCAAAACAAGUAACAUUAGUUGAGUGCAUUGGUAGAGGCAAAUAUGGAGAAGUAUGGCGUGGCACAUUGCAAGGCGAAAAUAUUGCAGUCAAAAUAUUUUUCAGUCGUGUAGAAGAAUCUUGGAAAAGAGAAACAGAAAUUUAUAGUACAAUAUUGCUACGCCAUGAGAAUAUACUUGGUUAUAUUGGUUCAGAUAUGAUAUCACGCAAUUCAUGUACACAGUUAUGGUUGUUGACGCACUACUAUCGUGAUGGCUCACUCUUUGAUCACUUGAAUAGAAAUGCACUCAGUCAUAAUGAUAUGAUAAGAAUAUGUCAUUCAAUUGCAAAUGGGCUAACACAUUUACAUACUGAAAUCUUUGGCACUGAGGGUAAACCAGCAAUGGCACAUCGCGAUUUAAAGUCGAAAAAUAUACUUGUGAAGCAAAAUGGCACUUGUGUUAUUGCAGACUUUGGUUUGGCAGUUACACUCUCACAUACGACUGGUAAAUUAGAUUUUGGAGACAACCCAAAAGUAGGCACGAAACGUUAUAUGGCUCCUGAAGUUUUAGAUGAAAGUAUAAAUUUGCAGUGUUUUGAAUCGCUCAGACGUACGGAUAUAUAUGCUUUGGGUUUAGUUAUUUGGGAGGUUUGUCGACGCACAAUAUCGUGCGGCUUUGCAGAGGAAUAUAAAGUGCCGUUUUAUGAUGUUGUACCAUCUGAUCCAAGUUUUGAAGAUAUGCGGAAAGUAGUAUGCAUAGAUAAUUACAGGCCAUGCAUACCAAAUCGAUGGAGUUCUGAUCCGCUUCUUGCUGGCAUGUCCAAAUUGAUGAAGGAAUGCUGGCAUCAGAAUCCUAGUGUUCGUUUGCCUGUGCUACGCGUUAAAAAGACUAUAAACAAAUUAUCUUCCGCAGACAAAAAUAUUCGUUUUAAUUAUGAUGAAGUUUGCGUUUAAGUUUUUAAAUUAAUUUUUCAUUUGUAAUUUAAAAAAAAUCAUAGUGUAAU
This is a messenger RNA of Teleopsis dalmanni, 1791 nucleotides long. It is a transcript of the gene sax, whose product is annotated as activin receptor type-1. Bases 26 to 1741 code for a protein of 571 amino acids. NCBI's taxonomy places the organism in Eukaryota, Metazoa, Arthropoda, Insecta, Diptera, Diopsidae. The transcript has 11 exons. Gene Ontology annotation, cellular component: BMP receptor complex; plasma membrane. Gene Ontology annotation, biological process: cellular response to growth factor stimulus; dorsal/ventral pattern formation; protein phosphorylation. Gene Ontology annotation, molecular function: SMAD binding; ATP binding; transforming growth factor beta receptor activity, type I. The record is from RefSeq and is a predicted model, not a curated record.